AAUUUUUGGAGAAACAAGAAAAAAAAUCAACUUUUUCAUCCCUUUCAAAGUAUCUCAUCCUGUCUAUGCAGACGACUUUCUACCAUUUUUGGGUGAUAAUUACAUUUUCUGAAUCAACGCUAAGUUUGGCCGCUCAUGUUCCAGUUGUGCAGCCAGCUUUGUUAAAGAAAAGAUAAAAUUAGUUAACUUUGUUAACACCCCCCGAAGGAACAAAAGUGUGCCCUGUGGUAUGCAGAGGCAGUGAUCUUGUUAAGUGUUGCGCAGUUGCAGACCUGGUCCUUCCUUCCUCUCCUCCCACUCUGCAGAAAGCAACACAAAAAAAAAAAAUGUAAGCAUCAGUCCGUUUCUGUUCUGCUUGCUGGACGGUUCAUUUUUUUUUCUUCCAGUUGCUUUUUGUUUGAGGUUCAUGUGAAGACAAAGGUCCACCGAGUGUGUCCAGAGGCUGAAAAUGGGACAAAAGUCUUCAGUGGAAGAAGAUGUGGAGGACAGCGGGGAAGUCGGUGAUGACAUUCUGCAGAAGGAGGCGGGGCCUCUGUGUGCAGCAGAAGUUGGCUCUGAACUUCAGAAGCAGUUUGCCAUCCUGCCAGGGGGCCGCGGCACGAACGGCAGCCCCAUCAUCAUUUUCCCCGAGUAUCCGGACUUCAGCGAUGUGAAGGAGGAGGAGCUCCAGAAUGUGCUCAGCUACCUCACCAGUGUUCCCAGCACUGCAGCAUCAGGAGAGGGUUUCAUCCUGGUCAUCGACCGCCGGCAGGACCGAUGGACCGCCGUCAGAGCCACCCUGCUCCGCAUCGCGGGUUCAUUUCCGGGGAUCUUGCACUUGGUGUUGGUGUUGCGUCCCACAACCUUUUUCCAGCGGACCAUCUCGGACCUCCAGUUAAGGUUUAUCAGGGAUGACUUCAAAAUGAAGGUGCCGGUGGUGAUGCUGAGCUCAGUGACUGAGCUCCAUGCGUACAUCGACCCAGGACAGCUGACCACUGAGGUUGGUGGCACGCAGGACUACAACCACGACAGCUGGAUCUCCCACCGAACCGCCAUUGAGGCUUUUGCCCUCAUGGUAAAGACGAUAGCCCAGACCCUGCAAGCCUUCGGGACCGAGCUGGCCGAGACGGAGCUGCCCAACGAUGCCGAAGCCACCACCAACCUGCUGCAGGCGCACACUUGCAAAAAAGAGCAGAUGAAGGAGGACCUGCAGGUGGCGCUCUCUCAAGGAAGGCGUCUACUGGACAUCAUCAACGAGCCUCUUCUGGUGGAUCCCGAAUACAAUAUGACGCAUGAUGAAAUGGAGAAUCUCGCCACGGUCCAAAGACUCAUCGGCCAGCUGGACGAGACCGAGACGGCGUUUGAGGAUUUCUGGGAGCGCCACCGAACCAAACUGGAGCAGUGUUUGCAGCUCCGGCACUUUGAGCACCACUUUCGUGAGAUCCGGGCUCAGCUCGACGUGACGUCCGAGCGGUUGUCGGGGUUCUCCGAGGUCAGCGUAAGCCCCGCCCACGCCGAGCACGUCCUCCAGGAACUCAGCAACCACGAGGACAAAGCCUUUGCGUUGCUGGAUGUUGCCCUGUCCCUGGCCGGCGAAGGAGACGGACUGAUCGAAAACUCCCACUACGCCGAGGACUCCAUCAGGCCGAAGUGCAGGGAGCUGAGAGACGUGUGUGAGGAGAUUAGCUCCACUCUGAGGCACAAGAAGAGCCUCCUGCUUAGAGCUCUGGAGCUCCACCACGCUCUGGAGAAGGCAUCGGGGUGGUGUGAAGAGGGCAUCUUCCUGCUGGCCAGCCAGCCGGUGGAUCGCUGCCAGUCCCAGGAUGGAGCGGAGGCAGCUCUGCAAGAGCUGGAGCGAUACCUAGACACGGCAGCCUUGCACACUCUGACGGACCGCAGCGCCAUCUGCUGUCAGUACGAGACAGUGCUCAACACUCAGCUCAGGGACCAGAUUGAACGAGUUUUCCAGAAACAGAUCUCCGUCCAGGAGAUGUUUGAAAAGAGACGCGUCAGUCUGAAGAAACUUGCUGCCAAACAAACUAGACCAGUUCAGCCAGUAGCUCCAAGACCAGAAGUCAAGUCUCCACUUUCUUCUCCCAGUCAAGAGAGAAAAGAGAGAAGAUACUCUGCAGAUAGUACCCUCUGUAAAAAGGGAGAGUCUCCGGUCCUUAAUGGCGGCACAAGACACGCUUCUCUUUCAGAAGAAGAGGAAAGCCUGGCGGUUCUACGGCGUCAUGUGAUGAACGAGCUCCUAGAGACGGAGCGGGCAUACGUGGAGGAGCUUCUGUGUGUGCUGGAGGGCUACGCAGCAGAGAUGGACAACCCCGCCAUGGCCCAUCUCAUCCCCAGCACCCUCCACAGCAAAAAGGACAUCCUGUUUGGCAACAUGUCUGAAAUCUACCACUUUCAUAAGAGGACUUUCCUGAAAGAACUGGAAGCGUACACCGACUGCCCAGAGCUGGUGGGGCGCUGCUUUUUAGAACGGAUGAAGGAUCUGCAGAUCUACGAGGCUUACUGCCAGAACAAACCGCGCUCAGAGAGCUUGUGGAGACAGUGCUCCGACUGUGCCUUCUUCCAGGAGUGCCAGAAGAAGCUGGAACAUAAACUCGGUCUGGACUCCUACCUCCUAAAACCUGUUCAGAGAAUCACCAAGUACCAGCUGCUGCUGAAAGAGCUGUUGAAGUACAGUAAGGGCUGUGACGGCUCCAAUGACCUGCAGGAGGCCCUGUCUUCCAUCCUGGGGAUCCUGAAGGCCGUCAACGACUCCAUGCACCUCAUCGCCAUCACGGGAUAUGAGGGUAACCUGUCAGAGCUGGGUCGCCUGCUGAUGCAAGGCUCCUUCAGCGUCUGGACGGAACAUAAGAAAGGCCAUGCCAAGGUGAAGGACCUCGCCAGGUUCAAACCCAUGCAGAGACACUUGUUUCUCCAUCAGAAGGCUCUGUUGUUCUGCAAGAAGAGGGAGGAGAACGGCGAGGGCUACGAGAAGGCGCCGUCCUACAGCUUUAAACAUUCCCUCAGCAUGAGCGCGGUGGGAAUCACGGAGAACGCAAAGGGGGACAACAAAAAGUUUGAAAUUUGGUGCAAUUCCAGAGAGGAGGUUUUCAUCGUCCAGGCCCCAACACCGGAGAUCAAGACCUCCUGGGUGAAUGAGAUCCGUAAGGUGCUGACUCAGCAGCUGAAAGCCUGCAGAGACGCCAGGCAGCCGAAGAGCGCCGACUCCGUGUCACCGAGUACCACCACCACCAGCAGCAGCAGCAGCUCCAUCUGCCUCAGCCCCUUCCGCAGCAGCGCACAGAGAAACCAGAAGAAACAGGAGGAGAAGAAGGCGGAGCCAAACCCGGCCUCUGACACCAACUCAUGCUCCUCCCCGAAGCACAAAGAUGAAGCGGUGACCAGCCCGACCACAGACAGAUCCUCUUUGGCUAAAAAGCGUUUCACUUUGCAGGGUUUCAGCAAUCUCAAGAGUCCGAAAGCUCUGAGCCCUGAGCAAACCGCCAAACGCCACUCGGUCAAGAGUGACCCAACGCCGUUUGGGUUUAGAGGUUGGAGCAAGGCGUCUCUGUCUGCCGACGCCUCUGAGGAGAACGACGGCUACUCCAGCGGCGAGGACCCCAUGAACUCCGACACCGAGGAGGAUGCAGUAAAGAAGCUGGCUCCAGGAAAGUACACAGUGGUAGCAGACUGCGAGAAGGCGGGUCCUCAGGAGCUGUCUGUCAAGAGUGGAGACGUGGUCCAGCUCAUCAGGGAAGGAGAGGAGGGACAAUGGUUUGUGAAAAACCUCCGCACUCAAAAGGAGGGCUGGGUGGCGGCGGCGAACCUCCUCAGCCUCAUCUCGGAGUCCAAGAGCUCCCAGUCACUGAGCAGCUCAGAUGGCAGCGUCUCUGGGAACCUGAGCACGUCUUCCAGCUGCAGCGAGACCUACACCAGCUUCUCUGACAUCAAACCCUGAUAUCAUCCUUUUUUUUAUGUGUUUGUAGUUGGUGUCUUUUGGGUGGGGAGGGAGGGAGGGAGGGAGGGGGGGUAUCUAUCUAGCUCCUGCUCAGGGGCAGAACAGGAGGCAAAUGAAAGACACAAAUGGAAAAACCCAUGACUUACUAUGCAUGUCAUUGGACACUCAGAAUUUUGUUGUGAGGUCAGCCUCUCCAAAAACCAAAAAAAUGUCAUUUUGAAUCCGCACAUUGUGGCAAAACUCUGUGUUUUUUCAUCUAGUUAUGAGUGUUCUGUGCCAUACUGCAGUUAUGUAGCAUCAAAAAAAACAAAACAAAAAAAGAGCAUCUGGUGCAGUUGAGGGGGUUUGAUCGCAGGGCGGCGACAGAUUCUUGUGAGACGGCCUUCGGCAUCAGACACGGUUCGUGAAAAGUAGCAAGCCGGGGUGUGAUGGCGAUUUAAAACAAAACAAAACGGUUCGGUGAUGUGUUAAAGGACAAAAACCCGCCGUGCUCAAACGCUGGCAGCUCAGACAACUUUUCAAACCUCUUUGUUAUCGCCUCUGACCUCCUUUUACCUCUCAGGAAUCCCAGGCCGGCAGGUGUGCCCGCAUACCUGCGCGUGCAUUCCCCCUUCUUGCCCGUCCACUCCCUCUGCUCCCCAGCCCCACUCAGGCAUGCAACGCGCGUGCUCACCUGCAAAUAAAACAUUUUCGUACAGCGAGCAGUGAGGGCAUCCCUGACACAGGACGCCCUUUCUUUAAAGCCACUUUUAUAAACUCUGCUGUGUUUGCAGGGCGUGCUUUGCAAAAAAUAAACAGCCCUGAAACCAACCCCACCUGUUUAUUACUCAGCCUGGGCUACACCUGUCAGCAAGACUCCACCAGCUCGAUGUCAAAGUGUUCGUGUUCGGCCUCACGUGUUGAUAAUUGUGCACCACACUGUUUUCCAUAUUGUUGACAAGUUUUUGCAAAGUCUUGGUGGUGGCAUGAUCUUCACAGUCACGUUUUUACACCUUUUUUUUUUAAAUCGAACUCUCUUGAAAUUCCUUGAAAGUGUAUUUCCUGCCCUGCUUGGAAAGCCUACAUGGGGCACUAAACUCGUCAGCGUUGGACUGUCACAAUAAAGCUUACUCAUUCAUUUGUACUUUUGAUCCUGUGGCUGAAGAGAUAAGGGUUAUAUUUUUUAGUUUAUGCAGCACAUUGCAGCAAGCACUAUCUUUAUUUUCCUAUAAUAUAUAUAUAUAUAUAUAUAUAUGUGUAAAUCUACUGAUUGUCGAAAAUGAUGCUAUGAGACACAGCUGUACAUUUGUAAAUAUGUAAGUCUGACUUGUAUGUAAAAGUAAAGCUGCUUUAAUAAAGUCUGAAAUAGUUUCCUUUA
Messenger RNA from Oryzias latipes (Japanese medaka), 5285 nucleotides. It is a transcript of the gene mcf2la, whose product is annotated as mcf.2 cell line derived transforming sequence-like a. Lineage: Eukaryota; Metazoa; Chordata; Actinopteri; Beloniformes; Adrianichthyidae. Gene Ontology annotation, biological process: positive regulation of Rho protein signal transduction; intracellular signal transduction. The record is from RefSeq and is a predicted model, not a curated record. Gene Ontology annotation, molecular function: guanyl-nucleotide exchange factor activity; protein binding. Gene Ontology annotation, cellular component: cytoplasm.